Molecule: messenger RNA, 8888 nt
Organism: Sphaerulina musiva SO2202
Lineage: Eukaryota; Fungi; Ascomycota; Dothideomycetes; Mycosphaerellales; Mycosphaerellaceae
Exons: 8
Coding region: 313-5904 (1863 amino acids)
Source: RefSeq, a predicted model, not a curated record
CCAAUACUCGCAAAGCUCCUGCAGGCCUGGUGAUCCAUCGCUAUUGCUCCCCUGGACGUGACUUCUGGAAAAGCCCCCGCCUCAGAACAUCUUCGCACACGCGCACCAGGCCGGUUCCUGUGCUGUCGGACGGCGGGCUGGGCGACAUACGCUGCACACCACUAGCGGAGCUUUCGCAACAACUUCCCAACUUCGACCCUGCGAUCCCCGGCCACGUUCUGUCUGCACUUGGACGUACACACCCCGCCGACGGAGCCCAAUCGCCUCUCAUGAUCUCCGCCUUGCUGCACGACUUCCAGACUGGCCGUUUCAAUGGCACUCCAAGUCGCAACCCUCGACGAACUGCACAAACACGACGCCCCGCCACAGAGUACACAUCGAGCGGGUGAUAGAGAUCGCCUGCGGACGCGCAUCAGGACUCUCGUGGGCUUCUGGGAGACAUUGACUGCAAAUCGAAAUGUUGCAUUCACGGAAUUGUGGAAGCCCUACAGGGACGCAGCGCAGGAAGUCGGCGCGCUGCCGAGUUAUGAAGAUUGCUUGCUGGAUCUGCCCCCAGAAUACACCACGACAGGCCUGUUAGCCCAGGCGCACUGCGUGCAGACUGCAGAUGUUGCGACCAAUAACGCAUGGCCACGAACACCAUCCAAAACCACCGCUCAGCCUUUGCUCCGAGCGUCCCGCAUCGAGGUGGACUUUAAUGCCGAGGACUGCUAUCGCACGCACGCGGGAAAGAAGGCUAAGAAAGCAGCGAAGGCAGCAGCCCAGAGUAAGUGGGCAGGCAGCGAUAAUGAGGACAACAAGCAAGAGCCAUCUGGCGGUGGUGAUGGUGGUGGUGGUAAUGGCAACGAGGAAGGCGGUGGUGCCGGAGGAGCUGGAGACGGGGAGGAUCCUUCUGGCGGAGGCAAUAAUGGCGGCGACGAUGGGGGCGACGACUGGUCUGGCAAUACUAAGAAAAGCAAAAAGAAGAAGAAAAAGAGCCCUUGGGAGGAACAGGAAGAGGAAGAGGCAAAGCAGAAAGCCGAGGAAGCGGAGGCAGGAGCCGCUGACGCUGAUGCUGGCGGCGCCGCCCAGGCUGAUCCAGUCGACGAUUGGGGUUCGUUUGCACCAGUCGGCAAGAAGUCCAAGAAGAAGGGUGCCAAAGCAUGGGAGCCGGAGCCAGAGCCAGAGCCGGAGCCAGCGCCAGCGGACGAAGCUCCCCCCGAUGUCGCCAGCGAUCCGGCUCCAGCAGAAGAAGCAGCGGCCGAGGAUGGUUGGGGCGCCUUUGCUACUGUAGGCAAGAAGAAGAAGAAGGGCAAAACUGUAGAGCCAGAACCACCUAAAGCUGCAGAACCCGAGCCUACACCUCCCAAGGAAGAUGCGGACCCUUGGGGCUCUUUUCCACCAGUCGGGAAGAAGGACAAGAAGUCGAAGAAGAAAGGAGCAGCAGCAGCAGUAGAAGCAGAGCCUGUGCCGACAGCAGAUGCGCAACAAGACACGCCAGUCGAGACGCCAAUGGUGGAAGAUGACUGGACAUCUACCAGCAAGACGGGAAAGGCUAAAAAGAAAGGCAAGAACGAUCCGGCUCCUCCGCCGCCCAAGGACGACAAGAGCGACAUGAAAUUCGACGACAUCAACCUUGACGACGACAAAGCGGCACCGAAACUCGAUCUUGACUUUGGACUGGGGAAGAAGGACACGGCCAGCGAGGAGAAGAGCAGUUCGUUCAGCUUUGGCGGAUGGGGAGGAGGGUGGGGCUCUAGCAAUACAUGGGGCUUUGGCAGCGCUGCAAAUAAAGCUGAUCCCGAGCCGGAGCCUGAGCCUGAAGCGAAAGUGGAUGCUGGCUGGAGCUUCUCGUCCAAGACGACAAAGAAGAAAGAUGAUAAGAAGUCGUUCUCGAACACGUUCGGCUUCAAUGAUGAAGACGCGACAGGAGAUGCCGAGCCGUCCGCAGAGCCCAAGGCGGCAGAGGAGGAUCCAUGGGGCAGCUUCAUGAGUGCUAAAGACAAGAAGAAAGCGAAGAAGAAGGGCGCAGCUGUGCCUGAUGAACCAGAGCCCAUCGUGGAGGCUACACCGGAAGAGCCUGUGAAGGUCGAUGAGGAUCCAUGGGGAAAUUUCGCUUCUGCAAAGGACAAAAAGAAAAAUAAGAAGAAAAGCGCGUUGUCAGCCUGGGACGCCGUCGAUCCAGAGCCAGUUGUCGUUGUGCCCGAAGCAGAAGCAGAACCAGAGCCAGAGCCCGAGCCCGCGAAAGAGGAGAAGAAAGAGGAUGAGGACACUUGGGGAUUUGGUAUGUCAGCCAAGGACAAGAAAAAGGCCAAGAAAAAGGGUCAGCUUGAACCCGUCGUACCUGUGCCUGAUCCGGAGCCAGUCAUCGCGGAACCUGCAAAAGAAGAUGAGGACACUUGGGGAUUCGGCAUGUCAGCCAAGGACAAAAAAAAGGCCAAGAAAAAGGGUCAGCCUGAACCCGUCGUAGUUGUGCCUGAUCCGGAGCCAGUCGCGGAACCUGCAAAAGAAGACGAUGGGUUUAGUUGGGGCGCACCUGUGGGAAAGAAGAGCAAAUCGAAGAAAGCAACGUUUGACUGGUCAGAGGAUGCCACUGCUGCUGCUGCUGAUUCACCCGUGGUCGAGGCGCCACUGGUUGAACCUGAUGCGCCGCCUGCAGACGACUGGUUGAGCGGUGGGUGGGCCACAUCUGCCAAAGAUAAGAAAUCGAAGAAGAAGAAGGGCGCUGAGCCCAUAGAAGCCGUAGCGGAACCACCAGUCGCUGAGCUUGAGCCAGAAGCCAUCGUCGAGCCUGCAGCGGCAGACGACAGCUGGAGCAAUUCUUGGUCCACUGGUACCAAGAAAAAAACGGCCAAGAAGGGUGACAAGAGUAAAGGUGUCGUAGAGAUUGCCGAUUCCGCUCCUGACGCAACGGUGUUGCUGCCAGAAUCCGUGCAAGAGAAGUCUACCGAGGAUGAUCCAUGGGGCGAGCCAUCGUGGACUACUGGCAAGAAAUCCCGAGUGAAGACGAAGCCUCCUGCCGCGAAACCGGCAGCCAUUACAUACGACCCCGAACCAGAGGCUGUAGAUGUAGACAACACAGAGGCUGCACUUGAAUCGACGCCGGCAGCCCCCAAAGCUCCAGAGCCAGCAACAACAACCGACACAGCAGCCAAGACAGCAACAUGGGGCAGCAGCCUGUGGGGCAGCAAAAAGGAGUCGGCCAAGGAAAAGAGAGCCCGUGAGAAGCGAGAGAGAGAGGAGCGUGAGGCCGCUGAAGCUGCCGAAGCCACUCGCAUUGCGGAAGAGGCUGAAGCCCAACGCCUGGCCGAAGAGGAGGCUGAAGCCCAGCGCAUUGCCGAAGAGGAGGCUGAAGCCCAGCGCAUUGCGGAAGAGGAGGCCGAAGCCAAGCGCAUUGCGGAAGAGGAAGCUGAAGCCAAGCGCAUUGCGGAAGAAGAAGCCUUCGCUGCUGCCUUGGGCGACGAUCCCACAGAUCUCCUGGAUGACCUGGAUGCGAAACCUCCACCGCCACCACCUGUCGCGGCGAAAAAGAAGGGCUCCAAAGACAAGAAGAGCAAGAGUUCGAAGGUGACAAAGGUCGAGCCUGUAGAGAGCAAGUCCAGCAAUGCGGUCGAAGCGAAGGAAGAGCCUGUUGCAGCUGCAGCUGCCGAUGUGGAUACAGCAGAACCGGAGCCGAUGAUUACAUUCGACGAGCCAAAGAAGGCAGAUGGCUGGGGGUUCUGGGGUGCGGCGCUCAAACCAUCGAAGAAAGCCACAGCCGCUGCCGAGAUGAAGAAGGAUCCGUGGGCCGAUCAAGAUCAGGUCGUCGAAGAUUCUCCAAAGAUUGCAGAUGAUUUUCUUGCCGACGACAUCAUGCCAGCAACGUCGCCUCCCAAGUCAGCAGCGAAAUUGUCGUCCAAAUCAAAAGGCGUAAAAGGGAGCAGCGUCCGGAAUCGCAUCAACGCUCUGGGUGCUGAAGCGGUUGCUGAUGCCAAGCCUUCGAAAUCGACUCCACCUGAACCAGAGGUCGUACCGGAGCCGGAUCCGGAACCAGUGAUUGAGGUCACACCCGAGGAGGUCGUACCAGAGGAGGUUGUACCAGAGAAGAAGUCCGCAAAAGCCGAAAAGAAAUCCAAGAAGCUUAAGCAGCCUGAAGCACCUCCCCCGCCGCCAUCGAUUUCGCCAGUACCGGGAGGUUUUCCUGUCGAUGAUCUGCUCGAUGACAUCGAACCGGAGCCUCAGAUGGUGAUUCCGCCACCAAAGAAGUCCAGUAAGGACAAGAAAUCUAGCAGCAAACCAUCCAAAGGCUCCAAGAAGACAGUCGAGCCCGUGCCGGACUCACCGACAGUUGAGCCCGUGCCGGACCCGCCAACACCUCCAGCUGAUGCUGAUAAUGAUGAGCUUGUCGUCGUUGAUGAACCAAAGCUACCUACUCCACCACCUGAAGAAGAGACGCCUCGAGAGGAUAACAAGCCAUCCAAAAAGCAAAGACCAAAAGUUGUGCGUGACGACAAGUCGGCAUCAUGGGGCUUCUGGGGCGCAACGCCUGUGAAGAAGCCUGUCAAGAAGCAAGUGGAUCCAAAGAACGAUGCAGGAGCGUCAUCCAAGGCUACAGAGAAGCCAGCUGUGAUAUCUCGAUCAAAGUCCGCGCGGAAGACGAGCGACCGAGAUGCUCCUGAUAAGGAUUCCAAGUCAUCGGCUUCUGACAAGGGUCGCAAAGAGACCAAGUCUCGGCCGAGUACCUCUCGUGGAAUGAGCUUUGGAGGCCUGUUCAGCACGCCGCAGCCAUCACGUUCCAAGUCGACCAGAGUCUCAAGUUCCGCAACCAAGCCGAGCUCACGCCGCCACUCCACAGCGAUGGAGGACAUUGGCUUGGCAUCGCCACCUCCAGAAAUGUCUGCAAAGGCAGCAAAGCUCACGGGUGUCAAUCGCUCCAAGUCGACCCGGGAGAAGAAGACUCGCCUGAUUCCUGAUCCAUACCCUAUAGACUCGGACGACAUGAUCAUGGUGGAUGCGCCUGAAGACUCUGCCAAGGAUAUGGACGAACCUAAAGAAAAGAAGACGUCUAGCAGAUCCAAGCGACACCAAAUGUCUGGCGGCCUUGGUGAAUUGGACGAUGGCAUGGUUGACGAACAAGUCAAACUGAAUCAUGACCUUGACGACGGUGCCUUUGUCGAACGACCCGCUCCAUCUCGACGAGCGUCUACAAUGAAGAAGGCUGGCCUCAUGGGUGGCAUCUUUGGCGCAUUUGGUGCAUCUUCACGCCCAUCUGCGGAACGUCGACACAGCAGAUACGACGCUGAAGAUGCCGGCGCUUCCCGCCGAAAACGCGAUGCGGCAUAUGAUGAUGAUGGCUCAAAACGUCUGCGACGCGAAGACCGCAAGGUACAUCGCUCUUCGCGCAAGGCAACUGACGGCGAUGGCUUGACCGAUGCCGCUCCUAUCACAGAUGCGGAGGUCGAUGAAGCUCGAGAAGCGCGUAGGCGAGAACGGCGUGAACGUCGUGCUCGCGAAGAAGCAGAGGAGGCGGAUAGGCAGGCUCGUCGGGAUGAGCGGCGUCGAGCAAAAGCCAGGGAGGAAGACGAUCGCCAAGCUCGUGAAGACGAAGUGCGACGUGCUAGGAGACGUGCCCGUCGGGCCGAGGAAGAACGACUUGCUCGGGAAGAGGAAGAAGCACGUGCUGAGCGCCAUGAACGCAGGCGUCAGCGCGCUGCAGAAGAGACGCAUGCAAAAUCUUCCCGGCCGACGCCCGAUCGUCGACAUUCAUCUUACAUGGAUGCUGCUCCCGCAGAUGACGACGAAGCUCGACGAAUCCGCCGCGAGGAGCGGCGCUUGAGGCGUAGCGCUGAUGUUGGGGCAGCUGUAUCAGGAAGGGAUCGUGAGCGACCUCGCACUUCGCGGCGUCAGUCCGAGUAUCUUGAAGAUCGCAAUGACCGGAGGCGAUAAAACGUCUUCCUGGGUCCACUCUGUCAACGAUGCUCCGCCACCGCCCAUCGAAGGGACCAUCAUCGACGCCCCAGUCCACUAUGCAGACGACGCCGCGCCAGAUCCUCUGGAAGAAGGCGAGACGACAGCAAGAGAAUUCCGCCAUCGACGUGAACGACGAAGAGAUCGAGACGACGGCUAUCACGUGGACGACGAUUAUCGCAGACGUGAAAGGGUCAAGAGCAGCAGCGGGGAUGGUUCUUCGGGGCGACGCAGAAGUUAUGCCUCUCCACCGAGUUAUGGAGACAUGUAUGGAGGCGGAAUGCGCUCAUUCGAUGCUCGGCCAUCGAUGCCGCAGAGGAGUGAUAGCAAAAGAGGAAGCUGGUUCAAAAAGAUUGCAGGGUUGUAAGUGGCGAUCCUGGCGAGAGCACGCACGACACGGCGUUGAGGAAAUCUUUUUUCGCAUUUUUUGCAUAAUUGUUUCGGAAAAUGAUACCCUUCUGCGACUGCAAGGCCUGUGAGCCUUUUUAUCUAGCUUUGAAUGGAUAAAUUGACCUCCCUUUUUUGACAAUUGAGUAAUGACAGCCUGCGUUGGUGUGUGGCUGAGCCCCAGGCAUCGAGACGUUACCCGCUCAUGGCGAGAACAGCUGCCUAGAGAACGGGAACCGUGCAGGGAAUGGUCGGUCGGUCUCUCCAACCUUGAUGAUGUCGGAACUUGUUCAUGUGCCUACCUGCAAUUGAGUAGUGAGAAUUGUACCUAAGGGAGGUAGUAUAUGAAGGUGAUCGUUAAAAGGUACAAAGAAAGCGAUCAGCAAGGAAGCCCAGGCUAGGAGGUACUGUCGCGGCUGCUAUCGAGGACGUUAUCAAGAAGGAGGUUGGAAACCCCAAGAACCCUUUCGAGGGGAUGGAUUCUGAUGGCGACGACUGGAUUUGGACUGUCUGAGGGCAGACAGUCUCUUCAAAGAAAUCCCGGCACUUGUUCGCAUUGCUGAUAUGAUGAUAGAGCUGCUCGCGCGCAAACAAUACAGUAGAGAUUGGCCGGCUGGAGAGUGUGCUGUUCUCGACGCGCAGACCGUGCACACCAAGCAUCUAAGAGGCAGAGACAGUGCGCGGCGCUCAAAUUUCAAUACUUUCGAGUCGUGGGCUGUAUAUACAAAGAGUUCCGUCAGAUACAGGCGUCCUUCCGGGCACGUCAUGGAGCCAGAGAGAGUGCAUUGGUGGGCACCUUCAUAUAGUCUUUAUUGCGUAGAGAUGGCUGCUUGGUCGAAUGUAUUGUAUUUACUAGAUAUCCGCUUCUCACGAACCGUGUGUCGUAGUGUCGUAGUGUCAAACUGCCACUCUGUGCUUAUGAAGUAGGGAUCCACCUCUGAUCACGACGAUUGCAACCAGGAGGAUGGCAUUGAAAAUGGCCAUGAGGAAGAAUGGCGCUCCUGUAUGCCACUUGUCGAAUAAAAGGCCUCCAACUUUUGUCAAUAUCAAUAUUCCUGCUCCACCCGCAAAGCUAUACAUUCCAGCUAUACUGCCAGAAAGUCGUGCUCUGUCAAAUGUUGGUGGAGAGCCAGAGCGAGACACCUCUUGCAGUAGAGGUGCGCCCUCUUCCUCCGUUGUAGACUCAUUCUGCAGCAAGUCGCGAGCUAUAGGCCUGCAUGUGCGUGACGUGGCUUGGUUCACGCCGCGGCCAAGCAGUGCGAGCGAGCAUACAAUAGCUCCAAUUUGUGACAUACCGACCAGAAUUACAGAGAUAAUUGCCCAUUGCCCACCCACGUGGAACGGAUCUGGGUUCCUAAGCAAACCGAAGCUUACAUAUCCAACCACUCCGAGUGCUGUGGCCGCGAGCAACGGCCACUCCGAUUGACUCCUGGCUGCUCGCCCGCCUGCCCAGCCGAACAAAGGCGCACAGAUGAGUGCCGCCAGUUCGCCGAUGCCAGUGAGCGCUGCAGCUAAUUUGUAUGCGCGCUGGCAGUUCCGUUUGAUAUCAGUCAGAUUGUCUGGAUUCGAGGUACAGAGACCAGUACGCACAAAGUACGCGUUUACGAAGAGCGGAAUGAAGAGACUGAUUCCAACGGACGAUGCUCGUGCGACAAAGCCUCCAAGAUAUCCGAGCCCAAUCGCUGGGUCUGUAAAGCCAAGCUUGAGAGAUUCCUUGGCUAGCAGCACAUACGAUGGCUGCGGUGUCAGAGUGAUGUGGGGAUGGCCUUCUGGGCCAGUGGUCGUCGUCUCGUCGUAAGGGGCCCGGAAUAGGCCACUGAUACUUUUCUUCUCCUCUCCAGGCAGGUUGCGCAACCCAACGAAUAUACACACAGCCACGCAAAGCGCCACCACGGCAACAAUGUAGUAGCUGACUUGCACGCUUUCAGAUGGCCCGAAUCCAUCUUGCUGCAGAUGUGCAGGAAGUGGUAAGAAGAUAGAAAGCGCUACAAGGGCGCCAGCUCCAGUAAAGAAGCCGACAAGGCCAGCGAGCUGUGAAGUGCCCGCACUCGAGCCUCCUUCUUCGGCUCCUUCUUGCAGCAGAUCUUUGCCAUCUCCUGGAAAAGGCUGGGCAUUGGAGGCAAAGCUCGCAGGCGUGAUUGUGAGCUCGCUGUUGAUGCUAGGAGAGGCGGCGUGUCGGGCAACACCGUUGCUAGUGCCAUGCUCCUCCUGCUGCCUUGCCACGUGAUAACUUGUUGAUAGAGCGUCCUCAUCCUCUGCCGCGCUCGCUGGCAUCACCAUGGACGGGAGCACCGCCGUGACCAUCGUAGUGCAUGCUGCAGCGCCCAGACUGAAGCCCAGUCUGCCCAUCAGCAAGUCUGGGAAGACAUUGGUGCUCUGCACCAGACACGCCAGCGAAAUUGCGACAAUCGAGUAUCCCAGGACUGCCACCGUCCGCACACCAAUGCGAUCACUCAACAGGCCCCAGAGUGGACAGGCCACGAGGGCCAGACACUCGUCUGCGAAGCCCAGCGUACCCACUGCAUCGCCGACGCCCUCUUUCUGGCCAAUGAUGUCGGUGACGACGAAGGAGAUGC